CUUCCGCUAAACUCCUCUCGUGGCGUCAUCUCGACUCAUCUGCUCCUCCAGUGAAUUAACCCGAAUGCCUUCCAGGUCCCAAAUGAUGUGGCUGGCUACAUAUCAGCCGUGUUCAGGAUCGGGCAAGCGAGCGACGAGAUAAGGAAUUGAUUAAAACAUUGAAGAUGCCGCCUUCCUCCAUCCAAGAAACAAGGAGGUUGGCCCCUAGGUAAGGUACCUCCCUAUCAUCGGGUUAGGCAUCAUCUGCACAUGAGUGCCGCUUGCUGUUCCAUCACACUGCACAGUAACUCAUCAGGCGCCCAAGUUAAGGUAAGCAGCAGGAGCGACCAAGUUUGUGUGACAGCGCCGGGGGAUAAUCAUCUGCCAAGGCCAGGUCCGGCGCAACCUUGCAGUCACCCACCUCCACGGAAGCCUUCGGGUGCGAGGGCGCCUCUCAAGACCAUCUUAUCCCCUUCAGAACUUAUCGCCGUCAAGCUGGUCGACGGUGCUCGAAUUCUUGCCACAUCCGGCUAUUCGAGUGCAUCCCCAAACUUCUUAUUCAGCAUCUCGGCUUUGACGGCUCAGGCACGGGUAAUGCCCCGCAGACGCGCUCUUUGCUCAAGCUUCGAUUUUGCCACGUUAACGUUGGUUUGCUACGCAAUAAUCCACCACCAUCGACGACCCAAGAUCCCAACCCCAGAUUUUGUGUUUUCCACGCUCAAAUCCCGCCUUGUGCCCUUAGGCGAGUUUGCUCACAGCCUGAUCCAACUAACCUAUCCAUCGCACCUGCAUUUUGUCCGAUAGGGAAGGCGUUGCAUGUGGCCGCAUACAGCCCGGCCAGCGCCUUGAGCCAUCUCUCGACAGUGGUUGGUCCCACGGACUGGUAGUUCGUCAGCAAGGGCGAGCUCGCGCGAAAGCCAACGAGCCAACUGGAAGCUCCCAUGCCGGCCGAAAGCUAGAUCACAUACUCUCGCCCACAGAAGCUGCAUCGCUGAGGAAUUCUCGGGCGACAAGACUGACUGCCCUUGCGGCUCAGACGGGCGUUCGAGAGGAUAGGGCUGUGCAACUGGGAUAUCAUACUUCUCCCUCUUCAACGUUCGGCAACACAUCAAGACCUUGGGUUAAUAGCCGUUUUAACUUGCUGAUUUCCGUCAGGCAUCCAGGGGACCCGUUGCGUUGUGCUUGCGGCUCCGUGGAU
Messenger RNA from Canariomyces notabilis, 1177 nucleotides. RefSeq lists its product as uncharacterized. Bases 250 to 783 code for a protein of 177 amino acids. The transcript has a single exon. The record is from RefSeq and is a predicted model, not a curated record. NCBI's taxonomy places the organism in Eukaryota, Fungi, Ascomycota, Sordariomycetes, Sordariales, Chaetomiaceae.